GCAGCAGCAGCAGCAGCAGCAGCAGCAGGGACAGGAGGGCGUGGCUCUGCCGGGAAGUGGAAACCCACUGAGGAGGAGGUGUGACUCGCCGACCUGGAGCGACUCGGCCAUGUGGGGAUGAGAUGUGAUAGAUUCAUCUGGAUCACAGGAGGAAGGGAAACAACACGUAGAAUCUCUGAGUGCCUGGUUGACAUCCCGGUUGACAGAUUGGAUAUUUUCAUUUGACACCUGACCCGGUUGAGGAUGAGCGGAGCAGGAGACGUGGUGUGUGAAGGCUGGCUGCGAAAAUCACCUCCAGAGAAAAAACUGCGCCGUUAUGCAUGGAAAAGGCGGUGGUUCGUCCUGCGUAGCGGGCGGCUGAGUGGAGAACCAGACGUUCUGCAGUACUACAAGAACCAGCAUUCCCGGCGCCCGAUUGGGACCAUCAACUUGAAUCUGUGUGAGCUGGUCGACGCCGGCCUCUCCUUCACCAAGAAGGAGCUGGAGAGCAGCUUCGUCUUCGACCUGAGGACCGAGGAGAGGACCUGGUACCUGGUGGCCGAGUCUGAGGAGGACAUGAACCGCUGGGUCACGUCCAUCUGCCUCCUGUGUGGCUUCAACCCCACCGAUGACGCUGCAGAAAGACAGUUAAGGUCCAACUCUGCCUCCACCUCCGUGACCGCAACCAGAGGCACGCCUACGACCACCAUGGUAUCGGGGUCCAUCCCGCCCCCAUACGACCCUGUGGGUGUGCGUCAUCUGGAGCAUGACAGCAGUGCAGAGGAUGAUUACCUGUGGCUAUCAAACUGCCAGACUCACACCAGGCCGGCUUUGGGCUCAUCCACCUCUCUGGAGACGGACUACAGUGGCAACCUCUACCCUCCUCCCUCGGCCACCUACUCUUCCUCCUCUUCCUGCUCUUCCUCUUCUUCGCUUCCUCCAACCAGCCUUCCACCUCCAACCUUGUCCGGGUUCAGGUCGGCUCCUUGGACAAUGAUUGCCAUGGCGAGCCCCCUCAGCCAGUCCCUGGACGCCACCCUGACGUCCGACUUCCAGAAACGAGCCUCCCGGUGUCACGGCCACCCUUCCCCUCAUCCCAGGAAGCACUCCUUAGAUUUCCACCUGCGUCCGGCAGCCACAACACUCAGCGAUGACAACCGCUCCAACGCUCAUCCCUCCAGCACCACGAGUGGCUACCAGGUCCCCCGUCCAGCAUCCACCCCUCAGCUGCCUCCCCCACACCGGCCCUCUUCUACACCUAGCGUGGACUCGCUGACUCAGGCCGAGCUCCACGCCGCCAUCCCGCCGCCUCCUCCUCGGCCGCCCAAGCCUCCAGCCGUCACCCUGCCUGCAGAGAUCGCCGCUGUUGGCACAGGGCCUGGUGCGCUGCCACGAGCCAACUCUGAACCAGAGAGGAGAGACGAAGGCAUCAGCAGAGGAACCCUGACCAAAGGGAGCGAAUCUGUCUUCAUUCCUCGGACUCAGUCUGACAGAGCCACUGUGUUUGAGUUCAGUGAGAGCUUCAACACCUACUUUUUUAAUAAAGGCAUGGUACCUCUGGGAAGCCUUUGCUCUGAAGAUGAUGAUCUGGAUGAAAGUUAUGUUCCCAUGAGCGCCUCCACCAAUGAGCCACCGGUUGCAGCCAGGGCUAAUCCAGGGGGUCCAUCAGACUUUACUGCUGAGCUCCAAGAUGGCAACUACGUGCCAAUGACCCCAUUGACCUCCUCCCUACCUGCUUAUCCCGUCGCUGCUGCAGGUGACCUGGCUUUGCUGGGGAGGCAAGUGCCUCCGCCGGCCCACAUGGGUUUUCGUAAUCCCACAGUGACCCCGGUGGUUUCCUCCACCCUGCCCCUGCGGAGGAAUACGAUGCACAACACCAGCGGAGGUGAAGCUGAAGUGGCUCCUCCUCCAAUCCACCGCAACCUGAAACCUCAGCGGAAAGGAGUUUGUGGGAGUCAGUCUGUGGAGAAGAACAGCAGCCAGAUCCCUGCAGAGACCACGCAUAAAACCAAAGUGAAACCAGCACCUCUGGAAAUAACUCCGGUGUCGCAGGACUGGCAGGAAGUCCCGCCUCCUGUCCGCUCACCUGUCACUCGGACCUUCACUAGAGGUCCGUCCAUUCGUGGGUCGUUCAGGCCGAGCUCGGCCCAAAGCUCAUCCCCAUCCUCCGAUUCUGACGACCCCGACGACAGUUACGUAAGCAUGGUGACCUCCAGCCUCAGUCAAAGUGCCGGGGAGCAGUCGCUGAGGAUGAUGGUGCACCGCGGCUCUGAGGGGGGAGUCAGCAGCCCACUGGCGCAACGGGCUGAGAAACAGGUGGAGUAUCUGGACCUGGACCUCCACACAGGACGAUCGACACCGACAAGACAAAAGCGCUCCACAGCAGCAGGUGGGCCCGGCAGCAGCCAUCAGGCUGCAGCGGGUGAUGAACGAGCGCGCGGCGACCGCAGGCGGGUGGACUACGUGGUGGUGGAUCCCAAACGGACCAAAGCUCUGAAGAACACGCGGGAAGCGUGGCAUGAUGGGAGGAUGUCCACAGAAAAAGAGAAAAGCUAGACAUGCUGGGGCAAAAGCACUCCCAGAGGAACCGCUGCUGUUUGGACCAAGUUCUUCAUUAUCAGACUAACAGACAUCAGUGUUUGUCUGAAGCAAUAAAUCACUUCACAUCUUGUUUUCUUUCUCCUUAAAGGGGCAGUAUCACGUAUUUUGUAUCCAGUAACUGUUACCUUCUGUUGUAAAAAUUCUACUUAUGUCAAGUAUGACUAAAAAAUAGUUACUUUGUAAAUUUACGCCUUGAAAUUUAAGAAACUCAUGCUCUUUCUGAAACUCACCUUUCAUUAAGUCGUCACAACAUGGCUCCUCCAUUAACCCUUUAACAUCCUGUUUACCAGCAUUUCACUGAAACAAUGAGCUCAGCACAUGUGCACUUCCACCAGCUGCUUGCUAAUUUCUGCUGGCUAGUCUGGAGGAGCGUAGUGGGGGGAUUUGCUGAGUGGAAAAAAAGAGGCAACAUGCUGAGUGGUUGCGAUGGAGACUAAAGGAUUUCUCAAAACGUGCUUGAAAAAAUCUGAUGAGGGAAAUAAUGUCAAAAAUGUUGAUUUUUAUGUGAUACUGCCCCUUUAAAAGUUCAACCAGAAUGUAAAUCACAAGUAGCUCAUCUGAAUGUUUCUUGGAAUCCUUGAGGUGAAAAUUAUUUAUUUUAAAUUGUAUAAUUACACUCAAUGGCCACUUUGUUAGACGGACAGCAGUAACGCGAUUUGUGUCUAACUUUAGAAAAGCAUACAUUUUUUAUGGCUUAGAGAUUUAAUCUAUAUCACCAGAAUAGCAUAAUUGUAUUGCUGCUGAUCCACUUUUAUUAUAUUUAUUCCAAGUUUUGGACCAAACCAUCUGAAUGUGUGAAUAUUUGCUCACUGUGGAUUUUCUGUCUUUUGAAUCGU
This is a messenger RNA of Poeciliopsis prolifica (blackstripe livebearer), 3416 nucleotides long. RefSeq names its product GRB2-associated-binding protein 1-like. The coding region runs from base 244 to 2535 and encodes 763 amino acids. The transcript has 14 exons. The record is from RefSeq and is a predicted model, not a curated record. NCBI's taxonomy places the organism in Eukaryota, Metazoa, Chordata, Actinopteri, Cyprinodontiformes, Poeciliidae.